This is a messenger RNA of Bradysia coprophila, 2396 nucleotides long. RefSeq lists its product as uncharacterized. NCBI's taxonomy places the organism in Eukaryota, Metazoa, Arthropoda, Insecta, Diptera, Sciaridae. The record is from RefSeq and is a predicted model, not a curated record.
AUGGAUUCUACAAAUUCUUCAUUUCAAAUUUCAAUGGACAGCUCUUUUGGGAGUGUGAAUAUUCCUGGCAUCGACAUUAACGAACAAAUUGAAAAAAUCCUACCGACUAAAGGCUGUGCAAGUGAUGAUCGCCUUAGUUUGCUAGAGGACAUUAUUCGAAUUUAUUUGAAACAUCACACGAGUUUGGAAUGUCUGACGGAUUGGGUUAAGUUGUUGAACACUCGACUUGACGAUUAUGAGAAACUGCCACCGGGAAAAGUUCAACUCAUGGAACUGUUUUGGCGAAAUCACCCGAACUUGGCGAACGUGACAUUUUUUGUGAAAUGUGAUAAGUGUAAUAAGAGUACAAAAGUUCAGGCUGAUCAAAAGCAAGGGUUGAAGUGUCACCAUUGUCAUAAACUUUUGAAGACAAACGAAACCAACUUUUUCGUGAUAUUAUCAGUGAAAGAACAAAUUGUGAAAAGCAUUGAGGAUAAUUGGACCGAAAUUUGUGAAUAUGAUCAAAGUUGUGAUACUGAGGACUCAAAAUGUUAUAGAGAUGCACGCGAUGGAUCUAUUUUGAAAGAGAUUUUACAACAGUACGAAUCGUCGGAUAUAAAUGUGCUGUCCUUGUGUCUCAACGUUGAUGGGGCAAACAAAUUCAGAUCGAAUUCGUUUUCCGUUUGGCCAAUACAGUUAAUGCAAAAUUUUUUACCACCGCAUUGCCGAUUUUUGCCGAAAAACAUAAUCUUAAGUGGACUGUACUACCACAAAAGCAAGGAAAACGAACAGUUGACUUUCCAUGAAUACCUACGUCCUCUGGUCGACGAGUUGAAUCAUCUGAAGGAAAAUCCGAUUUCAAUGAACAUGGACAAUCGAAGUUAUAAAUUCAAGCCAGUCAUCACGCACUGCUCCGUUGAUCUGCCAGCCAGAAGCAAGCUCCAGGAAAUGAAACAAUUUGGAGGAUACGAUGCUUGUCCGUAUUGCGAAAUAAAAGGCGAAAAAGUUAUUAUCACGAAACCAAAGUUGAGCGCGAAAAAAUCGUCUAGUACAGAAAUACCAACGAAACCCAAAUAUUUCGUACGAUACACGGAAACUGAUGGCUCCUUCAACUUGAGAAGCGAGAUUGACACAUUACAGAAAAUGUUGAUUGCUUCGGGUUCAGGAAUAGGCAACAAAGUAUCCAUCGGUGGAAUAAAAGACGUGUCACCUCUGGUUGGCCUGGAACAUUUUAACAUAAUUUGGAGCAUGUCCGUAGAAUAUAUGCAUCUGUGCCUGCUCGGUGUCGAAAAGCGGUUAAUGGAUUUGUUUUUCAAUCCGAAAUAUUCGCACAAGGACCAUUACAUUGGACCAUCCCAAGCAAAAGUACUCAGCAGGAAGAUAAUGAAUAUCAAACCGACUUCCAGCAUUGUUCGUAAGCCCCGACCGCUGACACAACUACCGAAUUUCAAAGCCAGUGAACAUCGUUCAAUGCUGUUGUACUACUUGCCGGUGUGCUUGCCUGGGUCGAUACCAAACAAAUACGUAAAACAUUUGCGGCUUUUCUCUGCGGCGGUGUACAUUUUGCUGCAGAGGAUGAUCACAUACGAAAACGUUGAUAAAGCGGAGGAAAUGAUGUGCUCGUUUGUGAAGCAGCACCAAGACCUUUUUGGAAAGGAAAGUAUGGUCAUGGUUAUCCAUAUAGUGAAACACAUAGCAGAGUGUGUUCGUCAAUUGGGGCCGUUGUGGUCGCACUCAGCAUUUGCCUUCGAACGAAACAACGGGUGCCUGUUAAAACUAGCUGUUGGGACCACUGAUGUCUUACAUCAAAUAUCGACAAAGUACUGUCUCGGAAAAGCAAUCAAUGUCCAGGAUGUUAAGGAUAAUCCAACCAUACAGAAAAAUCAAAAAAUUUUACUCGGAAAACCUGUGAAUGUAAAAGAGUUGUCGCGGCAUGUUUUCGACAUAAGUUCCUUGGAGAUUUUACCAUUUUCGAAUGUGUCGUUGUCCGUACAUAAACGAAUCAGAUACGCGAAACUGAUUUACACAAGUACAAUGUACACUAGACCGAAACGAUCGGUUGACUAUUUCAUCGGAUUGAAGAGCGGAGAAAUUGGAACGGCGAAAUACUAUUUUACAUAUAAUGAACGAAUCUGUGUCAUGUUGGAAGAAUAUGAAAUUAUCGAAAGUAUCAGUCACAUCGACAAGGUAUUAUCCACGAAACGAAUGAUUCUUGCUUCCGUCGAUGAAAUAGACAAAAAAUAUAUUUUUAUGACAGUCGGACUCAACAAGUACAUUGUUUGUCGCCCUAAUCCCUUUGAAAACGAGUAAAAUGAGUGGAAUGAGUUUAUGUAGAUGUGUAUCACUUGAAUAAAGAUAAACUUGAAUAUUUGCUGGUAUUUUUUCACACCACAUGAGUAUCAGCUGUAGUUGUUGGA